This is a messenger RNA of Moneuplotes crassus, 1194 nucleotides long. The record is from the annotation of a GenBank genome assembly. Lineage: Eukaryota; Ciliophora; Spirotrichea; Euplotida; Euplotidae.
GUUCAGGUAUAAAUCUUAGAGAAAUGAUGCUAACAAGGUCUCUCAGGCCGGUAAGGACAGGGGUAAGAGCGCUUCACACCUCAUGAGGGUUAGUGGGAUACCCGAAUGUGGGAAAGAGCACUCUGUUUAACUCUUUGACACAAACACAACAAGCAGAGGCGAGUAACUACCCGUUCUGUACAAUUAAUCCUAAUACAGCGAAGGUUGGGAUAUUCGAUGAUACUAUCCUCAGUCUUGCUGAGAUAGUCCAGCCAGAGAAGGUAGUCCCUGCUCAGCUAGAGGUUUGGGAUAUUGCUGGUCUCAUUAAAGGAGCCAGUGAGGGGGCAGGCUUAGGUAACAGAUUCCUCUCUAAUAUCAGAACAGUGACUGUAAUCAUUCAAGUUAUCAGAUGCUUUACAGAUGUCAAUGUUUCUCACGUUGAAGGAACUGAUAGCUUCGACCCUGUCAGUGAAAUGGAUGCUGUGAAAACAGAGCUUAUUCUCAAGGACAUUGAAACUUGCCAGAAAAGAAUGAAAAGAAGGGGGCAGCCAAAGGAAGAGACUGUCUUUUGGGAGAAACUUUAUAAUCAUCUCAAUGAAGGAGAAGCUGCUAGAGAUAUGGAAAUGACUAAGGAAGAGGACCUUUUGGUUCGACAACUCUCCCUCCUCUCCCAUAAACCUGUUGUAUACUGCUGUAACACCGAUGCAGAAGCAAUGGAGGAAGGCGACAAUGAAAUUUCUAGUGAAUUUAAGCAGUACAUAAAUGAAAAUGAGCCUAACAACCCAGUCAUCACUUUAUCAGCAACAUUAGAAGAUGAAGCUUCUAUUAUAAAGAAUGAUGGGAAGACAGAUGCUGAGAAAUAAAGAAUUAUUCAACGAAUACUUUGAAGCUUAUGGCUCCUCUGGCAGUAAACUUCCUGAGCUGUUAAGCAUCUGUAGUGACCAUUUAAAUCUCCAGAAGUACUACACCGCUGGACCAGCAGCAGUGUCUUCUUGGCUAAUCGAAAAAGGUACGACUGCUGAUGAAGCAGCAGGCAAGAUUCAUAGCGAUUUCCAGAAGAACUUCAUCUGAGCUGAAAUUUCAAGGCUGGAAGAUUGGGAGCAGUACGGUCCAACUGAAGAGAACCUGAGAAAAUACAAUAAAUGGCAGAGAUAUGGUAAAGAUUAUGUAAUGAAACAAGGAGACGUGGUUGUGUUCAGACAUGGAGCUAAAUAA